CAUCGGCGCCCGCGACGUACGGACGUGUCGAGCGAGACGUGUCGAGAACGCGAGCCGUGUUACCGUGCACGGUCUCUUGCGGUUUUUUCGGGGCGGACAAACGCGUGCGCGAAGACGAACUGAGCGUCGAACGGAUCGCGCGAUUUACGGAGGGAAGGAAAAGCUUGCUCCCGGUAGGACGGUGAAUGUGAUUGCGGUGUGAUUAUAUAUAUAUAUAUAUAUACACGUACAUAUAUAUCGUUUGCUGCGGUGCGUCGGGAAAGCAGUAAUAAGUGCGCGGGAGAGAAUCCGACGCGAAGACAGAUUGUUCGAGACGAUCGAGUGAUUCAUCGGUUCCUUCGUGUUUGCGCUCGUUGAAGUGUCAGCGCGAACGCGCAGUGCGGGAGUACCGAACAAAACUGCGGAAGAGGGAACGAGGGGGAGAGAGAGAGAGAUAGAUAGCUAGAGAAAAAGGAGGUAUCGCGAAGACGGUGCGAGACGAGCUCGUGCACGUCGCCGACGAUUCUCAUUAGCUCGGGCUCGCGGAAUCUCAGUGUCACUCAUCGAUAAGUACACGAGAGAGAGAACCGAAGGCGGUCUCUUUGGAGGCUUUCCGUCUUAGUGACGCGACAGCCUACGACGUGGCCCUGCGACAUUCGCCCUACGACGAUCCUUGUGGCGAAUUGCGAACGACGACGCGAGAAAUACGGUCCCAUGAGAGACACCAUCUUCCCGAGGCACAUAACGUCGGAUAUCAAGAGUGCCGCGAAGUGAGGCGUACUCCCGCAGUCGGGCGCGCGCGGGCGAGCGUAACAGUCGCGCGGAGGAGCGUGAAGUUGCACGCGAACGGCGGCAUCCGCGAAUAGGAAGAAGGGACUCGGCCGCGCGCCGGCCAUCGUGAAUUCGUGCAAUCAGACGACGCGAAAGAAACGCGAGACACCCGACGCGACACGCUUUGUCGUGCUGGUUUUUUACGGCAGGCCGGCCGGCCGACCGACCGACCGAUUGAUUGACGCGACGUCGGGAGAGUAUCAUCAUCCUAUGCUGUGAGACAGUGCCUCCCCGGACCGGAUGGAGCUCUCGUGAAAUCGCGGAAGGUGACACGGCGCGUUUGUGUGUUGCUUGCGGCGGCAGUAAACGGCCCGACGACCUCGCACGGAAGCAAGGAGUGGGACGAGCCCGACUUUGGAGCGCCGCUCAAGGAGUUCAACCGGUGGAGCUAUACAUCCUUUGUUCCUGUGAAACAGUGAUCUUCCCGUAGAAGAAAUCAAUAUGGCGAUCGUAUGCAGAGCAGAAUUGUUCACGCUUGAAAUUGUGUAAAGUUUUUCACGAAAAAAGUGAGAUCGAUUGAGCGCGAAGCGUCGAUCGACCAGGGAUCCGGCACCGUCAUCGAUCUUGCCGCGCUGUUGGAUAUGUCGCGAUGGGCCUCCAGAUAGAAGACAGGAACAUUUUGCAGGGCCUAUACGGGUAAUACAUCCUUAAAAGGGUAUCUCUGUAAAUUCCGUCGAACUUGGAAUAUCAAUGAAGAAUCUUAAGGUGCGAUGGAGUCUCGUGGAGCCGGCUUCUACUAUGAGUUGAGGCUUCGUAAUUAAUCGGGACUGGCAUGGAGAAGGAGAACUCCGCAUCGGGCGGAGGCGGUGGGGGCGGCGGGGGUGGCGGAGCUGAAGCAGCGGCCGCGGCGACUCCGGGCGCCACCUCCACCUCCGAGAAACUCCAGGCGGACCAGGCCAAUCCGUUGCUCGAUCCAACUGCGCUCUUCGGCGCAUAUUGGCCUCGGGGCGACAGCGCGGCGUCGUCGCUCUUCGGCGGGAUGCCGGGUGGUUACGGUUUGGGGGCCCACCAUUUGCCAUCGGCUUAUGCUAUUCUGGGCCGAGGGGGCUCAGCGCCUGGCUUCGGGGGCCACACGCCAGCUUCGGCGCCACCCCCGCCCCCGUAUUCCCACAGUAGCCUCGGGACGCUCAGCGUAGCUGCCAGUCAAGCCGCGAGUCUGGGCAUCAAUCCGGCGAGCGCAGCAUGGUGGACAAUGGCCUCUCAUCUGGCGGCGCAGGACUACAUCGCGAGGCUACAAGGAGCGGCAGGACUCCCCGGAUUUCCACCCGGUGCCGAGAGCCUCCUGCCGCCCUAUCCCGCCUCUCUACUUAAUCCCCCGUCCCUCUCGUCCCACAAGUCCAGUAAGUCAAUACCGGGAUCGGGUCGAAGCGGCAGAACGCGAGUUUGUAAUCGCACCGUCCGUUUCCACGACCGAACAGCUAAGUCAAGCAAGAGUCACAAGACGCCAGCCAGCAGUAGUAGCUCGACGACUCCGAGUAUGACGAGCAGCAGUCUACCGGUGUCCACUCAAGCGCCGGUGACGUCCUCUCAUCACAACACCCCCGUCAGCAGCACGCCAAAUUCGCAAACGAAUGUCGUCAGUUCCGCCAAGGAAGGAAGUGAUCCUAGCAGUAUAUUGGGAGGUGUGCGUCUACCUCCCGACACGGAGAUCAUCAAGUAUACGUCGAGUAUAGUCGGCCCGAAGGUACCUGGGACGACGAAUCGCGGCAGGAAGAAGACAAUAUCCUUGGACACUCCCAGUGUCAGCGUACACCCGCCGCCUGUUCCUGCCCUCAGCGGGCAUCAGACGAACACGACGUCUACAUCGUUAAUAAUGGAGCCGAGAAAGUACAAUCGCACGGGGACCGACUCGAACGAGUACCGAGACUCGGUGGAUCGAGUGGAGGUGAUCAAGCUGCCGGCCCAUUCGACCAACGGUUCGGUUCUCUCAGCGCCCACGGCGUACACCACCAGCAGUAACGCCAACAACGUCAACGACUCGGACGCGCCCCUAAAUCUCUCCCUAAAGCCCGCCACGACGAGCAGUAGCUCGCCGAUUUCUGGUAGUCAGCCGCUCAGUCAGCUCAGUAAUUUAAGCCAAUCGUUACUCGCCUCCGAUCGAACGUCGAGACGAAAGCCCGGACCCAAACCGAGAAGAGUGCCGCAGAAUUCGGUGCCUGUACCGGCGUCGCCUAGUCCCUCUUUGGCGCAGCUGUUCGCCGCCGCGGACUCGCCGCAGCGGCCGAGUAGCGGUAGCGAGGAGAGCGAGAGCGCGAGCACAACGCAUCACAAGGACGGCAGGCCGCGGAAUCUUGGCCGCGGCGUGUCGAAACCCAAGAAGAAUACCGUCGCCUCGCUGUUGGCUCAGAGCAGAGCCCUCGGGAUCAAGCCUACUCCGACCUUGGAUCCUAGUGUGCCAUUGUCUCACCAAGUGUCGUUGCUGAGGUCGAAUAUAUUGGCGGCGCAGUUGCACGCCUCCGCCACCGGCCAGGGUGACGAUAAGAAUCAGCGAUCUUUACAGGAAAAAAUGAAGAACAAAUUAUUGGAGGUCUCGGGCGAAGAGAGCAAUAUGGACGUGACCAGCGAGAGCGGUAGCAACACCGACGUUGUCACAGACACCGACGACGACAACGUAGAGGGCACAUCCAGCGCGAAGCGGAGGAAGCUCAAACCCAGCGAGCGAGACCUGCAGAUGCCUCUGGAGCGCGGCUGGAAACGCGAAACAGUUAUCAGGGGACUGGGAAAGACGGGAGUGAUAAAAGGCGACGUGUCGUAUUACAGUCCCUGCGGGAAAACUUUCAGGAGCAGUCCCGAUCUAGUAAAGUUUCUGGAGCAUCAAAACCCCGUUGAAUUGACAACUGCCAACUUUUCGUUUUCUUCGCGUCCGUUGGUUGGCGAGUUCUUGCAACCCACUAUGGGUUUGGCGGAGGCCGAGUUCGUCAGACUUGGGGCCCAGGAGGUGGCAAGAAGACUGGAUGAGCUCCGAGCGGCUGGCGGCUUCAGGGACGUACGGACAAACAAUCAGUAUGAGCGAGACAAACUGGCCUAUGCGAAGAAACUCGCGAAGGAAGAAGCACAACGGCACAAGGAGCAAGCGAGGCUUAUUAAGGAGCAGGAGAAGACGGAGCGGCAGGAAGCCGUGAGACGGGAACGAGAAAUCAGGAAUCAACAGCUGCUCGAGGGUCGAAAGCGGCUCGCGUUCACAAUCAAGCAGAAAAUGAAGAUCAUCCAAGAGAUCGAGCGCGGCAAGAGCAAGAGCGACGUGGCUCGCGAGCUGGGUCUGGCGAGCAGUACGGUUGCCACCAUCUGGAAGAACCGCGAGAGCAUCGCCGAGAGCUGGCGCAACCGGGACAUGAUGCAGCAACCGGACGUCGAGGACGUGCCGAAAAAACCGCCGCCGCCGCCGAUUUCAUCACUGUCAUCCGGCUCGACGACGGCGGCGCUCUGCACCCCGGCGGCGAUAGCGACGACGACGAUCACGACGACGAUCACGACGACACCGCCGUCGACGUCGUUGGCCUCCGUGGUCGUAGCACCGCCGCAGGUGCAGGUAGUACCGCCGCCGCCGCUGCCGCCGCCGCCGCCGCCGCCGCCGUUGCCGCCACCGCCACCGCCGCCGCCGCCGUCCUGCGCUGCUACCUUGAGCCUGCAGUCGACGUCGGUGGGCUUGGCGCCGUCAUCGCAGCCGACGGCGCCGACCUCCACGUCGAACCAGUCGUCGUCGACGACUACGUCGACCGGCACGACGACCACGGCCAUACUGCCGGACAAUACCCAGCAGGCUCAGACCCAAACGCAGAACCAGGAACUUCUGGAGGCGCGGAAAAAGCGGCAGGAAGAGGUGGAGAAGAUCCGACUGGAAGAACAACAAAGGAAGCAACAGGAGCGAGAGCUGAAAAGGCAGCAAGCGGUGAUGCUAAAGGAGCAGAUGUACAUGCAGGAGCUCACCAAGCAGCGCGAGAUGCUCUACACCGUCGAGCUGGAGCGAGAGCGGAGGAGACAGCACAUGGCUCUCGUGCGGGCGCUGGAGAACCGUCGGAAGAUGGAGGAAAAGGAGAAGAAGCGCCUGGAGGCGCGCGCCGAGAGAAUAGCGACGAAGGAGAAGCGAGCGGAACAGAGGAGAGUCGAGAUGGAGCUGAUCGAACAAAUCCGCAAGCCCGUGGAGGAUAUGGAGCUGACAGAUCACAGACCACUGCCAGAAGUCAAAAGAAUACCCGGUCUUAAGCUCUCUGGGCAAGCGUUCGCAGACAUCGUCAUGGUCUUCGAGUUUCUGCAUAAUUUCGGGGAAACUUUAGGAUUCGACAUGGAGUCACUACCAAGCCUAAAGAGUUUACAGCUCGCUCUACUCAACGACGAGGAGGCUGAGGAAGAAAUGCUGUCGGUCAUGACGCAUCUGUUAGUGUGCGCUAUUGAAGAUCCGGGAAUCCCGCAGCCGGCCAGACACACCACAGGUUUAGGCCAGAGUCUGCGCCAAGCCGAUAUCACUCACGCCAACAUCAGCGAAGUCUUGCGAAUCUAUCUGUACGCGAACGCGACCGGCGAAGUGAAGGCACUGACGGGAGUUUGUCUUGAGCGUGAGCGCGACAAGAAGUUCGCCGAUCAUCAUCAGAACGGCGGUGACUAUGCCUCAACGUGUUCGGGGAAGAACGCGCAGUUCUAUGAACAUUUGCAUAACAACGAAACGUGGAAGAUGUCGGAGAGAUUGCGCGACAAGCCUUUCUUGGCGCUGAAUCCAACGCAUAAGGCGCAGAUGCUCGCUUUUCUGUGCAACGAGCUGCUGCAAAACAAGGCUGUGAUCAGGCAGAUAGAAGGUAGCCUCGAGACGGUGGCUCAACUGAGAAAGGAGAGAUUCGUGUUGGACACAAAGAUCAGAAAAUUGAGACAAUUGCACAGUCGAAAAGUGCGAAUGGAAGCUGUGGGUGUCGUCGUGAACAAAAUCGGCGACACGAUCACUAUCGAGAAAAAAGAGGGCGACGAGGAAGGUAAUACUACAUCAACCGCCGUAGGCACGACCCCUACGCCAGAUGAAAUUCACCACGAGGACGAAGUAGAGGACAUGUCUGAAAACGAGAGCGAGGGUACUCAGCCGGAAGAGGAGGAAGAUAAGAAUCUGUCAGGUGAGGAAUUGGGCAAGAAGUUGGACAAAUUGUUGAAGCAAUCGGAGGAACAGCUGCAGAAACUGAAUCAUUCCUCGAAGCAGCUGCGGGCGCACAUUUUCGGUCAGGACAGGUAUUGGAGGAGAUAUUGGGAGCUGGCAUGCGCCGGUGGUAUUUUCGUGGAGGCCAUGGAGAGCGCCGAGCCGGAAGUUCUCGAACUUCAAGCCGAAUUGGACGAGAAGUACAAAAACAUGCCGGUGGAAGAGAAAUCCGAGAGUGUGAAGCAGGAGGACACUAAGACGAACACUGAGAAUCGCGAGAACGAGGCACCUAACUCCGAGGUAAAAGAGGAGAAGAAGCAUAACUCGAGCGAGCAGAAUGAGAACGUGAAGUCUCACAGUGACAAGGAGAAGCCGGAAGAGAUCAACUGCAAGAAGGAGCCUGUGCAGAAUUGCAGCACUGAGAAUUCGAAGAAUACAAAGGAAAUGAGCGAAAAGAGGAACGAUGUAGACAGCACGAUGACGGACGCAAAAACGAAUGUCACCUCGGAGGAGAUCAAGCAAGAGACCGAGGUGGUUAACAUGGAUGUCGAGGUGAAGAUCGAGGAAGUGAAAAAGGAGAACGAGGAAACGGACGAGGAGACAACAAAGCCUGUGGUGGUGAAGACGAUGGAAGAUAAAAUCGUCGAGACUAUACCGAACGGCGAAAAAUACAAUCAUGUAAACAAUCUACACAAUGGGAAAGAGCUCAACGGCACCUUUGUCUCUAUCAUGUCCAUCAUUUCAGACAGUAACACCGAACCCAAUUGGUUCUCUAUCUUGCCGCGUGAGACCUGUGACACUCCGGGACCCAGUACCAAGCAGAUUUUCGGCAUUGCAGAGCCGACCGAGCUUCGAAUUCCCGUGUUCCCGCCGCCAGCUAGUCCGAAUUAUGACAGGUGUGACAGUCCAGCGCCUCUGAUUCUCACGCAAGACGAGGCCGCGCAGUUGGAGUAUUUGAAGGUGCAUGGUUUACCGCCUCCUGGCGAAGCCAAACCGGUACCGAAAGAUCUGAGGCACGGUUGGUGGAGGAUAACGGAUGUCGACACGUUCCAAGAACUCCUCGAGCAUUUACAUUCUCGUGGUGUCCGCGAGAAAGAACUGAAACGCACAACAUGGGCGACGAUGGAGUCCUUCCUAGCCGUGACCGGUCGCAUCAACGUUGACCCUGGCAAUGUCACCGCCACGGAUAUGCAAGUGGAGCUAGACGAUCCUAAUAACAUGCCUCCAAUACCGAAGCCCGACAAUCCGAGUAACUGGAGCGAGCAAGUCGCACUGCGCGUAGACGCCCAGCUUUUAGAGCAGGUGGAAGCUCUUGAAGACAAAGUGGCCAACGCCAGCAUGCAGGUGAAGGGCUGGAAGCUGCCGCCGCGAGCAGGAACUGAGGAGGCCGAUGAGAUCGAGAAAUUGAACGAAAUGGAGAAAAUUAGUGCGGUCGAGCAAGCAAGGCAAAGACUACUUUCGUUGGAGGCAGCUAUAGAGAGGAGAUACUUGAAGCCGCCUUUGGGCGUUUGCACGGGAGAUCCGAACCUGGCAGCCCUCAAGGCGGAACAGGCGGCGGCAGCCGCAAACGCAAACUCGAAUAACUCCGAACAGAAUAGUCAGGCGCCCGUACCGCCAGAGGAAACGACGCCGCGUGGUCUCAACAACUGGCGGGAGGCGACCGCGCGUGCUCACACGUCGGCGCAGCUCGCCAUGGCGCUUUACAUGCUCGAGGCCAGCAUCGCUUGGGACAAGAGCAUCAUGAAGGCUGUGAGUCUAACAACAGCUAGAAACUCGGUCUGCGUCAAGCUACGAAACCGCUGCGUCUCACUCAAAGCUACCAAUCAGUACAAUCAGCUAUUGACUACUUCUCAGGCCUCUAAUUGCCAGUUUUGUCAUAGUGGGGACAACGAAGAUAAGUUGCUGCUCUGUGAUGGUUGCGACCGUGGCUACCAUACUUACUGUUUCCGUCCAAAAAUGGAAAACAUUCCUGAUGGUGACUGGUAUUGUCACGAGUGUAUGAACAAAGCGACAGGCGAACGCAAUUGUUUGGUGUGCGGCAAGAGAGUGGGUAAAAACUUGGUCCUGUGUGAACUCUGCCCUAGGGCUUAUCACACCGACUGCCACAAUCCCGUGAUGCCAAAAAUGCCGCGCGGGAAAUGGUAUUGCUCUAAUUGCCACAGUAAACAACCAAAGAAGAGAAAUAGUAGUCGAAGGAGUCAUACCAAAGGGGGAGGCACCAGAGAAAGUGAAAGUUCUGACCAUCCACCAGCUAGUCCAACGCCAUCAACGGCAUCGAACACACACGUAGAGGACGUCAGUUCGUCGGAACCGGCGACUCCUACCGCUUCACCACGGAAGGAGGGUAACAAUAGGACACUCACAAAGAAGCAACAACGAGAGCUGGCACCAUGUAAGGUACUCCUCGAACAGUUGGAGCAACAGGAUGAGGCUUGGCCGUUCCUCCUGCCAGUGAACACCAAACAGUUCCCGACCUACAAGAAAAUCAUAAAAACCCCUAUGGAUCUCAGUACGAUUAAGAAGAAGUUGCAGGACUCCGCGUACAAGUCUCGCGAUGAGUUUUGCGCCGAUGUCAGGCAGAUGUUCAUCAACUGCGAAGUAUUCAACGAGGACGACAGUCCUGUGGGCAAGGCCGGCCAUGGAAUGCGCAGUUUCUUCGAAAUGCGCUGGACCGAGAUCACAGGCUCCCCGCCUCCGCAUCCGCAAACACAUAGCUGAGGCUCGGUACGUUCGCGCAACAACACCUGCAACAGUUUCGCCCAUUUCUACUACUAGAAUAUAAUACAUACAACAACACACAGCGUCAAUGAUCAACAUGUCGUGGACGUUCGAUCAAGAGAGAAAGAAAGAGAGAGAGAAAGUGAAAGCGAGAGAGAGAAAGAAUGUGAGAGAAAAAGAGAAGGACACGAUGUAUGAUUCCCUUCUAUCCACUUCCGAGCAUUAGUCGGUCUCGUUCUAGCGACCGACCGAACAUUUUCCGUUCGUUGUAAUAAUAAUAUUAAUAAUAAUACUAUUAAUAAUAAUAAUCGCUGAGCGCGGCGCUACCCCUCGCCCGUGUGUCGUUCGUAUCGCUCGUUAUAAUUGCCGUGAUACCGCGAGGCUACGCGCCGCUCCUCCCUCGCGCUCUCGAGGGCCGCGCGUACUUUAUUCCUCCCCCGUGUUUAGCCACCGACGACGUUGUCUUGUCGAACUUGUCUUGUCGUUGUAUAAAGUAAUCACAUUGAGAACCGUUCUCUUUCAGUCCGCCGCCGUAUUUAUACCUUGUUUAACUUUGGUAUGAGACUUGACGGCGACGGUUGCGCGAGAAACUCCGCUCUCGAUCGAAGAUAUCCUCCUUAUUCCGUGAUUUCGCGACUUCCCGAGAGUUUCGUCUUGACAUCGACGUGCUGAUCGACGAAAUUAUCGUCGUUCCGAUCCCCACGCGAUACUCGGGAUAUGGAACAACGCGAGAAUGGACAUUGUACUUAUCGAGUAAACGAUUGCCUAAAAGCGUGUGAGUGUAAUUUGCGAUUGUAUUAUAUGGGCUUAAUAUUACCAAUGCGUUGAUGAGAGAAAUAUUUUGCAAAAUAAUACAUGUGAGUGAGAGAGAGAGAGAGAGAGAGAGAGAGAGAGAGAGAGAGAGAGAGAGGCAAUGAGAAAAAGAGAAAAGUUAUAAAUAUAUAAAUAUAUAUAUGAAUAUAUAAUGUAUAUGUAUACAGGAUAUAUAUAUAUAUAUAUACAUAUUAAAACACACAUCAUACACAAAUACGUACAUACACGUACACAUCCUCGCCCACGGAUGAGCACGAUAAGGGUAUUAUUCGCCGUGUAGAAAGUAGAGUAGAUAGGAAAGCGAACAAAGUGAAAAGUUCGAGUCGACGACGAAAUUUCAACGCCGUAUCGCAGGACUAUCUCGGUUUCGAUAUUUUUUUGCUUUCGGUAUUUAUGUUUAUGUUGAGCGAAUAUGCAAAUGGAGAAAAAGAGAAAGAAAGAUGCACGAAGUACGAAAACUUGGUUGAACGUGGCGAAGAGGAAAAGAAACAAAGAGAGUAUUCGUGUCAGUAUUUCGGGGCAAGGACGCGUGUCCUUACCGUGACUAUUAAUUGAUAAUUCUCGGACUUAAUAAAUUAAUAUAAUUAGACAUAGGCGUGAUCGCUUCUGUGGAGAUAAGAAAAAUUAUGCGAUUUGUUUUAACGUGCUCAACAAUCACAUCGCACAUGUCAUCGUUACGUUAAGAAGAGGCACUCGUUAUCGCUGACAAAAGAAAGUAAGCGAAAUCAUUUUAAAAUUCUUCGUCAGUUUAAUUUUCAAGUGUUGCGACGCGAAAGGAAAAAAGAGAGGAAAACGUCGUUUUGAAUAAGGAUACGUUCGUGCGUGCAUCAAUCCAGAAUCAUCCACUGCCGUUAAAAUUUGAUGCGAAGAGAGUUGUAGCGUAACGUGUUCAUAUCGUACGCACGUAUACGAGAAAUUACUAAUUAAUUUGGCACGCGCGGAAAGUAUCAUACGUUAUCCGUGGAAACGGAAAAGAGAAACGAAAGAGAGAGAGACGAGCAUACACUUUCUCCGGUCUCCUGCUUUUUCAUUUGUCGAAUAUGACGAAGGUUCCGUGUUGACAUACACAAACACACUCAUACAUACAUUCAUACAUAAACACAUGCGAAAUUAGUCGUUCAGGGAUGAUGUAAAUGUUGGAGAAAACUAUCAUCUAAUCGUCACUAGUUAGCGCGUUCGAGAAUUUGCGAUUGUUAGCGUGAGAAAAAAGAGAAAAGAAACGCAAGUGAUCAUCAUUUGGAUACAAAAGACGAUAAAAGAGAAGCGAGAUCGCGUCGCGAGACGAGCGCGCUUUUUGAAGAAAACGAAUUAUCCGGGAGAAUAACAUAAUAAGAAGGAGACAAAAGAUGGACAGUUGAUGUUGGUUUCGGUUCAGAUCCGGCAAGGAAAACACCACGCUGUAUGUUUUUUCUGUGUCGCAUUGCGAUGCGUUCUGAUUGCUACGAUUGUAUAAGGUGUGUUGUGCUCGCGAUUUUAACAGCGCUAAUUUCGACGAUGGAAUAUCUCGCGGCUGAGUCUCCAUAAAGAAGGGAGAUCUUUCCAAGAACGACGACAACGACGACAACGACGACAACGACGACGACGACGACGAUGACGAUUACGAUGACAAUGAUAAUGAUAAAGAUGAUGAUGAUAACGAUAAUAAUGAUGAUAAUGUGAACGACGAUAGCUCGAUCGUGUAUGAGCCGCUGGUCUUUUUUCAAUUGAAAUAUAUAGUUGUCGUUGCUACUACUGCUGCUACUGCAUUGCAGUAGAAUAAAAAAACGGAAAGAUAGCGUAUUGCACUGUGCGAAGAGAAAGAAAGGGGGAGAGAGAAAAGAGGGAGAGGAAGAGAGAGAAAUUAGGUGUCGGAUUAAUGGUGAAUUUCUCCGAUUGUAAUUCAAGUCGCGCGGUACCUUCGUAAAGAGUGCUCUGCGACCAUUGCGUGAAACGACAGUAACGAUGUAACGAGAGCGUUCACGCUGCAUCUUGUUUUGUAUGUAAUUGAUGUACAUUAUUGCUCGUAAUAGCGUAUAGUCGGUAAUAACACGAGAGAAGGAGAAAAAGAGAGAACUGGAGAGAAAGAGUGAGAAUGAGAGUGAGAGUGUAAGAGUAAGAAAGAGAGUGUGAGCGACGAAGGAAAAAGGAGAAAGAGAGUUCAGCCGUAAUGUGACGUGCUGCUAAAUGAUUACGAUUUAAAGAAAUAAGAAGAAAAAAAAAGAAAAAACAUUCGUAGUGUGUACAAGUAUUAGCUAGAAUAUAAACACCAGCGAGUAGAGAAGGUUGAGAGGAAGAGAGGAAGGGGGAGGGGAGCGACUACGAUGCGAAAAAUAAUUAUCCUGCAGGGUGCGACUGAAACACACAACAGCGACGGUAUUUCCAUGUUGUCGUAAGCGAUAAAUUUUUAAGGGACAUGCGGUAACAGCCGGUAAGAUCGCGGACAAGACUUGCGCCGAGAAUUCGCGAAUAAGAAUUUUUUAAAAUUAUAUUUUAUUAUUUUUUUUUAAUUAAGUACCGGCAAACACAAGUCAUUGUUUUCGCCCAUCAAAGCUGUGUAUAAAGUAUCGUUACCUUAUGAUUUUAAGAAUCCAAGGAUGUAUAAUUUUAGAUAAAAUGCGACGAUCCAUGUCCGUGUGCUAUGUACUAUGUGUAUAUAGUAUUUGUAUGGAAUUUUUCUAGCGAAGCUUUUACGUUUUAUUUCUUAUUGGAUUGCGCGAGAUCUGCUUCGCGAUGAUGUUCGCAAAGCUGUCCUAACGUGAAUCAACUUGUUAUUCGGACGUUUAAUUUCGCGGACAUCGCGAGUCCGUUCUCCUUUUUCUUCCUUUGUUUCUUUCUUGUUUGUAAAAUAAAGAGAAAGAGGGAGAGCGAGCGCAGACUGUGGGGCAUUUUGUCGAUCUUACCGAUUGUUCUCGGAGAGACACACUAUGUGCCGCUUCGUUCGUGUACGUCUCACACCGUCAUACAGUAGCCGAUGCGUUAGACAUCUCAUACAUUCAAACGACAAACUGACAACAAGAACAAGUAAUUUUUUAAAAUUCAAUUAUUAUUUAAAUAGUACAGUUACAUUGUUAGUACGAAUAAUGACGCUUUUUAUACGAAUUUUAGUUUUUAAACGUCGAUUUUACGAUAUACAUAUAUAUAUAUAUAUAGUAUAUAUAUAUAUAGUAUAUAUAAUGAUAAUGAGAGACAAUGGUAAAAUAGUAAUAAUAAACUGAUAUUGAUUAAUGGAACGGAUAAAGAGAAACAAAGGAAGUGCAUGGAAGGAGAGAAAGAGAGCGAAAGAAAAAGAAAGAGGAAAAGAGAGAAAGAAAAACAAGCGUGCGUGCGUGUGAAUGUGAGUGAAAUCGAAAGAACGAGCGAGCGAGAGAGAGAAAGAAAGAUUUAAGUUAGAUGAUUGUUUGUCUAUAGUAUAUACGAAGGCAUACUUUAGGUAGCCUCCGAUGCUAUUUAAACAAACUUAAUUAAUGUAUUGCAAAUGAAUUAAUAAAGUGUAAGCGAAGCGUGUAUCUGUA
Molecule: messenger RNA, 12948 nt
Organism: Odontomachus brunneus
Lineage: Eukaryota; Metazoa; Arthropoda; Insecta; Hymenoptera; Formicidae
Product: bromodomain adjacent to zinc finger domain protein 2B-like
Exons: 33
Coding region: 1583-8644 (2353 amino acids)
Molecular function (GO): protein binding; DNA binding
Source: RefSeq, a predicted model, not a curated record